AUGCGUCUUGUAGAAAUCGGCGCUCUCGCCACCGACUCGGAUCUGAGCCAGUGGCGAGCGAGUUGCGAAACGGUUUCCCACCAAAUAGGACUGAAAUUGGCGAGAAACGAGGGCGGACUCAUGGAGAUUUUCAAUGCGGUCGUCGCUUCGUUGCCCAGGUUUGUUUGGAGAAUUUUGUUUUUAAAGAAAUAAAGAAUUUUCGGCGUUUUCCAACUGAUGAACGUAAAAAAUGGAUUUCAGAAGUAGUGACGUGUUCCGUUGCUCGGCCAUCUCCUCAAAUGGAUCCUUGGAGUCGGCCCGACGGUCCCUCAUCGAAGCACUGACGAAAACGGUGCCGAUUCUGCUGGAAAACGGAUGGAAAAAGAGUGCGGACUACAAAAAACACGCUCUCAUCGACUCGUUCUCACUGCUGGAGGAGCCCGACGCGUCGCGGAUCCUCAAAAUGGCACUCGAGAAUCGGGCGAUCACCGACGACGAUGUGGAAGAGUAUUUUGCGCUGUUCGACAAGGUUUUUACGAAGAAAAUCAGUUUUGCACAGUUUUUUUGUUGUAGAGGCUGGAACGUCUUCUGAUGUACGGAAAGCCGCAAUUCGAGGCCGCCACCAGCCAGUCGGACCGUGCGAAAUACGCGAAUCUGUGUGUGGAAGUGCUCGUCGCCGUCGGAACUUGCGUCCGAAACGCCCAGAAAAUCACGGAUCUCCUCGAACGGAACGCAAUGAAAACGCAGAAAAUGUGGAUGACGCGGCUGCCGGAGACGCACGAGACGGUGACGAAUUCGUUCGACUACCCGACACUGUUCGACGUGGCAACCGCCCUCGAACACUUUCCGCUGAGGAAGGUGUUCGCCGCACGCACAUUUGCCACCGAUUCGCUUGUGAAUGUGUUUGUGGAAAUGGCGCCGGGCACGAAGUACAAAGUGAGAGAGACUGUGCGCCACGAAUUGGAGAAGGCCUCCAGGUAGGACACUUCGCAACUAGAGAUCUCGUAACGCUUAGCCUACUUGAAAACCCUUCAGAUGAUGAAAGCCCCGAAAACUCCAUACUUUCACCUUUUUUUUUGGUUGGAAGCCGUCCAAGUUACGAAAUUCUUGCAGAUUCGUGGGCCACGCCGCCGAACUCGGUCACGAAGCGAUUAUGUUGCCGUUCUCGCCGAAAGUGGCCGUGUCGAUCGAAGAUGCGCGUCGUCGUCUGGAAGUGGAGACGAUCGAACGGCUACGCAAAUGCGGAUACCUCGAACACCUCGGAGCGCCGCCCGACGACUUUGUCAAAGCGCAAAUCGCGUCGAUCCAAGAGAUUCUGACACAUUGCUCGCCGCAAUUCAUUCAUGUACGCCCAAUUUUCAAAGUUUUCCCUCAAAAGACCAUUUGCAGCUGGCACUCCGUCACUUUUCCUACGACACGGAGACCACAAUCGCUUCGCUCCUCUCGCCAGAGUCCCUUCCGAUCGAAUUGCGUCGGCUGGAGCACACGGAGCUGCGCGCGGGCGUCGGAUCCGGAGAAUGGCCGCCGCUGGACUUUACCGCCGCCGACGAAAUCGAGAAAAGUGCGCGCGCAGAGAAACGGGCGCGCGAGGAGGAGCACCGACGGAAAAACGAGCAGAAACCCGCGAUGAACCUCUUUUCCCUCGCGCCGAUCCUCUCGGACCGCCCGCCGACGCCGCCGACCGACGCGGCCGCCGAUUUACGCGUCCGCGCCGAGUCCUACCGUACGACCGUCCUUGCCAAACUCGAGAAGAUGCGCGCAGACGCGACGGUCGCCGAUUCGAAAGAACGACUCGCGGCGGACGCGGAAAACCUCGUCCCCAUGUGGACGUCGAAGAAAUUCUCGGCGCUGAAUUCGUUGAAGAUCAGCGAGGCGGAUCGGGUGGCCAUCCGACCGACUUAUGAUAAAUAUCGGUACGAAACGCCGGGAGACGAUGAAGUUUAUGACGACGAGUACGACGAUGAGUUCGACGCGCGCGAGUUUAACGUCGAGAGACUCAAGUGAGUGAAGGGUCUCGAAGCGAUGCGCCUUUAAAAUACUGAUUUUUGAGGGCUUUAGAGUUUUUUCAAGUUUCGCAACUGACGGACGUUUCGCAACCAUGAUAGAAUGUCCAUCAGUUGCGAAGAACAUUCUAGUCGCGAAAUGUACGAUGUGAGCCGUGACAUGCAGAUACGUUUCGCAACGGGAACGUUUGUAGUUGCAAAACGUCUUCUGCCAGUUGCGAAAUGAAAUUUUGACAUUGAUUUUGGCUCAAAACCUGAGCGAAACGUUUCUGAUAGAAAAACCUCGAGUAGAGCGGUUUUUUAAGGCGCAGAACUGAAAAUAUCCCAAAUUCCAAUUUUUCUUUAUUUUCAGCGAAGAACUCGCCUCGUCGUCGGACGAAGAGACUGCUCCGCCCCCGCAAACGGCAUCGCAUCGAGGCGGACGCGGAAACGGAACCGGAAGAGGCGGCGGACGCGGAAGGGGCGCGGAGAGCGGCGGAUACACAGGCGGAAGGGACCGGCAGCAGAAGGAGCGCCACAAAUCGGACUACAAACAACGCGGAAACGAUCGGAAGCAGCGAGGAGGUGGACCAGUUCAUUAG
Messenger RNA from Caenorhabditis sp. 36 PRJEB53466, 2563 nucleotides. Lineage: Eukaryota; Metazoa; Nematoda; Chromadorea; Rhabditida; Rhabditidae. The record is from the annotation of a GenBank genome assembly.